CGCGCAGUGCACUUACGACAUCAGUCGAUCGCUGGCUCUUUUAUCGCGAAGCGCAAGCUCGAGCUUUUCUCUUCAGCUUCGUCUCCUUCGUCAUCUCCGUGAUCCUGCGUACUAAUUGUCUAGUUAAAUCUCGACCAGUGUCCGCCUUUUUUGCUUCGUUAUUUUCAUCAACAAUUCACUUAACUGUCAUCGUCUUCAUCAUCAUCACCAUCAACAUCAAAAGAACUAAAUAGUGAACUUUUAUUUUAAAUCUAGUGUCAGUGAUUUCAUUUUCAUUCAAAUAAAAAUCGGGAUUUGAAAUGAGUACGCCGGUGAAAAAGGUGCCCAUUCAUCUCCAGAGCGCAGCGAAUCGUUUGCUGAUUAAAAAUGGCAAAGUCGUCAACGAGGACGAGAUCAUUGACAGCGACGUCUACAUCGAGGACGGAAUCAUCAAACAACUGGGACGCAACUUAAUAAUUCCCGGUGGCACGAGGACAAUAGACGCACGUGGAAGAUAUGUUAUGCCUGGAGGUAUUGAUCCUCACACCCACUUCGAAUUAGAGCUGAUGGGCGCAACUUCUGUGGACGACUUCUACCAGGGAACAAAAGCCGCCGUAGCCGGUGGGACCACGAUGAUUAUGGACUUUGUCAUCCCGCGGAAAGACGAGAGUCUUCUUGAAGCCUACGAGAGGUAUCGCGCAACUGCUGACGAAAAAGUUUGCUGCGAUUAUGGUCUCCAUGUUGCGAUCACCAGCUGGAAUUCCAGAACGAAAGAAGAAAUGUCAAUUUUAUCUCAAGAACAUGGAGUAAAUAGUUUCAAAAUGUUUAUGGCAUACAAAGAUUUAUUUAUGCUCCGCGAUCCAGAAUUAAUAGAAGCAUUUACUGCUUGUAAAAAUUUAGGAGCCGUUGCGAUGGUUCACGCAGAAAAUGGAGACAUUAUUGCUGCUAACACUAAAAAAUUAUUGGACGCUGGAGUAACAGGACCUGAAGGCCACGAAAUGUCGCGACCGGAAGAAGUUGAAGCCGAGGCAACACACCGAGCCUGCGUGAUUGCCAGUCAGGUGAAUUGUCCAUUGUACGUAUCGGCGGUGAUGAGUAAGUCCUCAGCAGACGUGAUAGCCGCCAAGCGCGAAAAUGCUGUCGUGUUUGGAGAAGCUACGGCGGCUAGUGUAGGCAUCGAUGGUAGCGAGCAGUACGGAAAAGACAUGGAAAAGGGACGACGAUUUGUUACUAAUCCUCCUCUUAGACCCGACCCCACGACGCCCGCAUAUUUAAUUGAAAAGCUCGCCGAGGACGGACUGCAGUGUACCGGAAGUGACAACUGCACUUUCAACGCCGACCAGAAGGCCCUUGGCAAGGAUGACUUCUCGAAGAUACCCAACGGCGUCAACGGAGUCGAAGAUCGAAUGUCCAUCGUCUGGGACAAGGGUGUGCAUGCCGGUAUCAUGGAUCCCACGAGAUUCGUCGCGGUCACGAGUACAAAUGCCGCUAAAAUAUUUAAUUUGUAUCCGCGAAAGGGAGUAAUCGCUCUGGGCUCGGAUGCUGAUAUCGUAAUUUGGGAUCCAACUCGCAAGCGCGUUAUUUCUGCGGAUACUCAUGUCCAAGCGGUUGAUUUUAAUAUUUUUGAGGGAAUGGAAGUUACUGGAGUUCCAGAGUACGUUAUUGUCAGCGGAAGAGUUUGUGUUGAUGAGUGUGACCUUAAAGCUGUUCACGGUUACGGAAGAUUUGUUGAGACGCCGCUUAAUCCCCCAUAUGUUUACGACAUGAUUGAUGAGCGCGAAAAGAUACCAAGAGGAGUAGCAAGAAGUGCCGCAGACGCUAAAAAACACGCCGACGAAGACGCGGCCCGCGUAAAAGCCCGCGAAGCCGCGAAAGUUGCAGCUGCUGCGCGCAUGCAGCCGAAUCAGACCAACGGGACCCAUGAAGUUAUUCGCAACAAACCUAAAUUACGAGAAAUUUCUUGCACUCCAACACUUCCCGAGUCUGCUGUUGUCACUCCUUCAGCUAGGGGACCACGUCUAGAAGGACAGAGGAAUCUCCAGGACUCUACAUUUUCUAUCAGUGAGGAUACUGAUGAAGCACGACGUGCCUGCAUUCGCGUAAAUAAUCCACCAGGUGGUCGUAGCGCCGGAGGAUUCUGGUAAAUUAAAAUAAAAAAAACUCAGCUAAAGGGUAUGCUUAUGCGCGGGUACUUUAUUUCGAUAAAAAAAAACUAUCGGACAGAAAUUUAAAAAUAAAAUAAACUGACGCAGGAUAAUAAUAAUAAUUAUCCUUAAAUUAAUCGGGGCUUUUUAUUUUUUGCUAAUCACCAAAUACUAAUAAUUAAGUUGUCAAAUAAAUUGACUUUCUGAUUAUCGGUAAAAAUAAAAACUCGCAUAAUUAUUAUUAUGAUAUUAAUAAUAAAUAAUCAGGCUUAACUAAUUAUUUAUAAGUUACGACCAAACAUUUUAAACUCAUAUGUAUUUACGCAUAAUAUCACUCAUAAAAAAUAAUUUAUCAGUAGAUUUUUAUUAUUAUUUAGUUUUAUUUAUUAACACUCAUAUAUUUAAUAUACGAAAUAAAUUUACAAGAGGCUAAUACGUAAUUUAAACUACUAGUAGUUUUUGAAUUUAAUUUGUUGAAGAAAUUAUAAAAUUAAUAACAAUUUUAUUUGUAACGAUUGGUUAAUUAAUUAAUAAAUUAAUUGAUGAUUAUUAGUUUUAUUAAUUAACAGGUUGGGUAUGUUUAUAAAAAUAUAUAUUGUGUGAGUUUUGAAUGUUGUGUAUGUCGAUUUACCGAGCACUGCGUCGAAGCUUUGACCACAUAUUUGAUAAAUUAAUAUUUCAAAAUAAAUAAUUAAAAGCUUUUGCGUUCAGUUAAAAUUGUUGGAACGAACGCACAAUAAAAUGAAAUUUCUUUUAUUAUUAUCAUUAAAUUUAAAUGUUAUAUAUAUUUUAAUUGAUCUCUACAAUAAUAAAAGUUAUCAGCAAAGUCAUUAAAUGUUGCAGUGACUUAUUAUUUUCAUGUUUAUUAAAUUUAUUAAUUGAUUAUAUUAAUAAUUUAUUUUAUUGUUGAUAUUUUAUCCUCUUAUAUUAUUAAAUAUAUUAUAUAUACGCGAAAGUAUAAACAGUUCAAUCUGCGAAUUAAUUUAUAAGGAGACUUUUUAAU
This is a messenger RNA of Microplitis mediator, 3126 nucleotides long. RefSeq names its product dihydropyrimidinase (gene CRMP). The transcript is spliced from 10 exons. Gene Ontology annotation, molecular function: dihydropyrimidinase activity. The record is from RefSeq and is a predicted model, not a curated record. Gene Ontology annotation, cellular component: cytoplasm; cytosol. Gene Ontology annotation, biological process: pyrimidine nucleobase catabolic process. Bases 300 to 2123 code for a protein of 607 amino acids. NCBI's taxonomy places the organism in Eukaryota, Metazoa, Arthropoda, Insecta, Hymenoptera, Braconidae.